AUGCCGAAGCCACCCGGACCGGCGCGCCGCGGGCUGCUGACAUUCGUGGUAGGUGGUGAGCCGUUUGAGGUGCCAUGGCCUUACCUUGCCUUGCACUCUCCAGUGUGGGCCGAGAAACUGGCAGAGGAUCCAGAUCUAAGUGUAAUAGAGCUGAAGGGAGAGGCCGACUCUUUCCGUGCCUUCUUGAACUUCCUGCAAGGUGCAGAUGGUCCGACAGGAGACCUCAGCCCAGCAAACUUCCUGGACAUUCUCCAUUGGAACGAGGAAUUCGAUGUUGAGCACAUUCGAGGACAGUGUGAGGCCUUCCUGCUGGACCCGCGAUGCCGCGAGGCCAUCGAGCUCUCACCGGACGAAGUCCUCGAGAUCGCUGCACGGUACAACAUGCCAAAGCUGUAUGAGAAAGCCAUCGAAGUCACCGGGCAAGGGAUGCAGUACAUCCAGGUUCCGAAGGAGGGCUCCAACCGGUUCGAGUCCGAGGACUUGAGGACCGAUGUGGUGAAAGCGCACCUUUCGAUGGGCGUGAUGUGUGCCGACGGGGAGAUGCGAUGUCGGCACCGCUAUGCGGAUCAAGCUCUGCUUCCUGAUGCUCACGAGCGGGCGCGACUUCUAUGGAAGUCGCGAGGUCGUUUGCGCAAACCGCGUGUAGAAGAGCCUGACCAUGACUGGCGAUGCCCAGAGAUGGUGUGGCCCCAUCAUUCGCUCCGCGGCGAGGACUGGACGGCAGUCGCUGCUGAGACGCAGCCCACAUUACCUCGUCGCUCAGCCCUGCGAGGGCCUCGAGCCAGAAAAUGA
Molecule: messenger RNA, 792 nt
Organism: Symbiodinium pilosum
Lineage: Eukaryota; Dinophyceae; Suessiales; Symbiodiniaceae
Source: the annotation of a GenBank genome assembly